UGUGACGUCAUCUCCCCGCGACGAUGACGCGCUGCCGCUGCGCUCGCCCUUCACGUCCCUGAACUACAAACGUUACAAAAGGGUUUUGCAACAAGUUUACGCCUUUUAUUCUCGUUUUAUGGACUGGCAGCGGGAAACCGGGACGUUGUAGAAGGAUUCCCAGUUUCAACCAGAAGCAAUGCCUGCUCCAAACUCAGCCGAGAGGAAGGCGUGCUGGGACGCCCGGGACCUGCUGUGGAGGUGUUUAGAUGACAACAACGAUAAACUAGAACCCUGCCAGAGGUUCCAGGCGGAGUUUGAGGCCAACUGUCCUGCUCAAUGGGUGAAGUACUUCACCAAGAGGAGAGACUUCCUGAAGUACAAGGAUAAGAUCCAGACCGACGGUUUCACCCCUGCUGAAGGUCCCAAGCAGGGCGCAUAACCAUCAUCCUCUGCCUGAUUCCUUGUUUUUAACCAUCUGUACUUGUGACAGAGCUGCAGGACUCAGUGAGGGGUCAUCAACCUUAUUGUGAAAACACAACCCCAACAAUUAUUAUUUAUAUGUAUGAUUAAAUGCUGCUUUGGAAUCCAGAUGGCAGUACAAGGGAUAUUUGUGAGAAUGGUUUUGAGUGUAUAUAUUUAGAAAUAUGUGGCAUCAGAUGGUGUUGUCUAACCUCUCAGGAGCACUUAAAUAUAAUAAUGAUUAUGAAUCUUUUAUCAUAUGAAUGAGGUACUGAACGGUCCCUCAGACUAGAGUUGUUCCAAUACCGACGCCAGGAAAAGAAAAACCUUGCAGAUACUGCCACAAAUCAGAGUAUUAGUGAGUACUUACUUGUGAGCAUCCAAUAUGCUGUAACUUUUAUGAUCA
Messenger RNA from Cololabis saira (Pacific saury), 847 nucleotides. RefSeq names its product cytochrome c oxidase assembly factor 6 homolog. The coding region runs from base 179 to 421 and encodes 80 amino acids. Gene Ontology annotation, cellular component: respiratory chain complex IV; mitochondrion. The record is from RefSeq and is a predicted model, not a curated record. The transcript is spliced from 3 exons. Gene Ontology annotation, biological process: respiratory chain complex IV assembly. Lineage: Eukaryota; Metazoa; Chordata; Actinopteri; Beloniformes; Belonidae.